CAUGUUAGGAUAUCAAAUGAAGACAUUUAUCAGCCUAUUACAGUGCGCGCUUCUAUUGCCGGUGUUGUGGGAUCUAGCGACAGGAAUAGUAGCAGAUAAACUGACAAGGGACACAACAAUUUCAAACAGUGUUAUUAUGAAUGCACUUGCGCAUCUUAUACAUCAACCCAUAUACUACAUACAACCAGAAAGCCGGAGUGAGAGAUUGCGCGGGAUUUAUUCAUACCUCAAACAUCAUCCCGUACUCAUGGAACGGAGACUGCACGUGGGCUCACAUCCUCCUCAGAUGUAUCCAAAUACACAGAAAAGAGACGGUUCAUUUGUCCCCGGGAUGGCCCAGCCUGCGUGUCCGUAUACCACAGACUGGCGCCUUAUCUAUGAGGCUAAGGAUAUCAACGACUCAGACGUGGAGGUUUUUCAGCCCACGGGCGUCGAUAUUUCAGGACGUCAGUGGUUCUACACCGUCACGUGUGACACAGAAAUUCUGAAGCUAGAAAAUCCCAGCUGUAACAACUGCUGCCGAGGCGUGAAUAACCGCAGAUAUGCGUCUCAGUGUCUGCCUAAGAAGUCAUUCGUGAUGGCCCUGGUACGGCUCUCUCCUUCCGCGACAUUCGACUGGAACUGGAUCCAACUGACGACCAGCUGCAGCUGUGCUGUGUCCCCUGUGUCGGACACAUAGACCGUCCAACAGAGUACGCCUAUCAGAGGGCCCCGCACGAAUCAACUGGAAUUCACAUCAGUUGAACGACGUUGACCGUUGCUAAUGCAGAUUUUAAUUUGUCACGUGGUAUCAUGAACUGACAGAGGUGUACAACCUUAAUUAAGUGCUGGUCAUAGAUAAAGUACAUAUAUAUUUUUAAAUUCGUCAAUGACCAGCACAAAGAAUCACUAUGAAAUGUAUGAAAAAAUAAUUUAAUGUUGUUUUCGUUUUAGUUCGGUUGAUUUACACAACUUGAUUUAUACACGUACAUUUGAGUGAUUUAUAUGAAAAAUAUCGUUGAAAUAUAAACAAGAGGCCCAUAGGACCUGUA
This is a messenger RNA of Mizuhopecten yessoensis (Yesso scallop), 1031 nucleotides long. RefSeq lists its product as uncharacterized. The record is from RefSeq and is a predicted model, not a curated record. The transcript has 5 exons. Lineage: Eukaryota; Metazoa; Mollusca; Bivalvia; Pectinida; Pectinidae. Gene Ontology annotation, biological process: nerve growth factor signaling pathway; memory; negative regulation of neuron apoptotic process. The coding region runs from base 2 to 679 and encodes 225 amino acids. Gene Ontology annotation, molecular function: growth factor activity; nerve growth factor receptor binding.